Messenger RNA from Eurytemora carolleeae, 601 nucleotides. RefSeq lists its product as uncharacterized. The record is from RefSeq and is a predicted model, not a curated record. NCBI's taxonomy places the organism in Eukaryota, Metazoa, Arthropoda, Copepoda, Calanoida, Temoridae. The transcript is spliced from 6 exons. The coding region runs from base 97 to 546 and encodes 149 amino acids.
AUGGUUCUUCGAAUGUUAUAGAAUUGUAAUAAAUCAAUUAUUUGCUAUCAAAUAUGUGUAUUAGUUCCUGCAUGUGUUAAACCUCAGUUCUCGAGGAUGUGUUCUAUAGUAGAGGUUUUGCUCUGGUUUGGAAUAGUUCUUGUGAUGGUUCAAAACCUGGAGCAAGAAACUCUACUCAAACUAUCAAAUGAUUUUCGGGUGAAUGAGGGUAAAGGAUCAAGAAAUAGUUUGGCUGAGCUAAUGGUCAGGUUCGGUCAAAAGUCUCGAGUCAACCCAGACCUUGAGAAGGAUUCAUGGACUCCAUCUUGUAAUGUUACGGACUUGAACCCUGAUGCUCAGGAUGCUUUGCGUCGUGUAAAAUCUGUUGAGUGUACUAGAGAGAUUACAGAGAUAUCCUGUAAUUUGCCCAAAAUUAAACUUUUUCCAGACAACAUACAAAGAACGAACGCUGAUUGCUGUAUCUUACAGAAGAUAUGUAGAGGAUCGGACGAGUAUCUUGCAGCAUUCAAGUUCCGUUCUAGCGACGCAAAGAUGAGUUCAAGGUAGCAAUUUAUUCAUAUUUGAAUACGGUUUCUUGAUAUCAUAAGCCUCGAGUUUUGGG